Harmonia axyridis is the source of this 4200-nucleotide messenger RNA. RefSeq names its product proto-oncogene tyrosine-protein kinase receptor Ret. The record is from RefSeq and is a predicted model, not a curated record. The transcript has 19 exons. Bases 221 to 3631 code for a protein of 1136 amino acids. Gene Ontology annotation, cellular component: signaling receptor complex; membrane; axon. Gene Ontology annotation, molecular function: calcium ion binding; transmembrane receptor protein tyrosine kinase activity; ATP binding. NCBI's taxonomy places the organism in Eukaryota, Metazoa, Arthropoda, Insecta, Coleoptera, Coccinellidae. Gene Ontology annotation, biological process: multicellular organism development; homophilic cell-cell adhesion; positive regulation of kinase activity.
CAUCAGGGGGCGUUUAGAAGCGUCGCGUUGGCGUUGGGGCUCUCAUUUGUCCUCCGAAGGUCCUGCCGUGUGUCAGCGUCGCGGGAUAGCCGAGCGUCGGAACGCGGGCGUCGGAAUUUUCGCGUAUCACAUCGGGUAGAUUUAUAAGUCAGGCGAUUCUGGCUUGUGCUGUUGUUUCGUAGACACUUUAAUUGGACGCGGUUCAGUUUUUUUCGGCAACAUGUUGAUAUUGAUGGUGGUGGCCGUCGCGAUGGGAGAUUUGUGGUCAGUGGACGGAUUGUACUUCACGAUGACCGAUAUGAAAAUGACGCUUCCAAUAUUCAAGACGAAAAAUCUAUCGAACAGAUCCCCUGUAAUGCAACUAUAUUAUCAAGAAGGAGGUACACAUAACUUCACGUUGAAGAAUGGACAGAAGUACUUCAGACUCACGCAAGAUGGCAGGUUGACGUUCAAUGAGAAGUUACAACAAAGAGGAAGGUUUGAGGGACUCGACAAUAUGUCCGCAGUGAUAUCAGGUCAAGAUUCGAAUUCGGAGGAUGAAACGUCUCUUGCAAUAGAUAUUUUACCUCUGGAUAGUCCAGAUUGUGACCUGAUGGUCGAGGAUUUAUGCUUCUGGACGUCAGUGAAAUACCGGAUCAAGGAGAACAGACCGAGGACCGUUUUGGGAACGCUCUCCAAUCCCUACUUGCUAGGGAUGUGCAAGGAUUUCGUACUCAAUUAUACCAUGAAACGUGAUUUGAACCGCUUCAUCUUGAAGCCUCCUGCCAAAAGAGGUGCAUCAUGGCUUCUGCAAACCUCAGGCCCUUUAGACAGAGAGGCACCGCCCAAUAAAGGCCCUCUAACCCUCACCUGUAUCAUAGAGGACAACAAGGCCAACCGUAGAGAAAUAGAGAAGAAUAUUGUGGUUGAAGUUUUGGAUGUAGACGAUAACUUGCCUAUACCACAAGAAGGAGAAUAUCACAUCAACAUGCCAAAGAAUAUCGUGCAUAAGGGACACAUGGUGGAGCAUCAAGCGCUAAUAUUUCAAGAUUCUGACUCAUUGGCAGUGAACAAGUACCAAACUGCAGUGCUGAAUGACACCCAUAGAGUAUUUAGGCCAAAUUGCAUAGACUAUCCUUGGGAUGAUUUAAAAAAGACCUUGACUCAUUGCAAAUUAGAAUUCGUCAAAGAUGCCCACUUCGACAAAACUCUAUAUUCAGUAGCAUUGAAAAUAGAAGACAUGACAUACGAAGGAAAUCACAGAAAAGUGGUUACGGUCCCAAUUCACCUCCACUUCAAAAACGAGUCUCUCCCAAUUCCAGCAGCUCUGAAGACCAAACCGGGAGGUCUGUAUCCGGAAAAGGAAAUAAGGAUAUUAAGGACUGCAGGGCCAUUUGCGAGAGUGGCACAACCGAGAUCGACCCUUAUGAACGGCACUAAAAGUUUCAAAAUUAAGGGUAAGAAGGGGACGAAGAUCUUCAAUGUGACACAUACAGAGGGCAUAGUCUACGUGCAAGAUUUCGUGACGCUUAGGAAAGCGAGCGAAUAUAUCAAGUUGAACAUAACAUGGCUUCGCAACGGUGUUCAAGAAUCCGAUGAGUUGGAAGUAAGAUUGAUCAGCGAGCCUAGAAAAAAUUGCGAGAACGUCGAUUUUUGGAUGUUCUGCUCCGAGUUUGGUAACAAGGAAAACUGCAGUUCCCACACAAACUGUGCAAUAGGCACUGGUGGCUACAACGCUGUACAAAACAGAGACCAGCUAGGUUAUCACCGAUGUGAAUGGAGAGGAGAAGAAAAUCCUUCAAUUUCCAUUCUAACCCCACUUUAUUCGACCUGCACCCCUGACGUCAAAACCUGUCCCGAUGGUUUUUGUGACUCUUUGGAGCGAUUGAACGACAGCAUCUGCCCUCAGGACUGCACAGAAAGUGUGGUUUUUCCAACAUCCAAGAAUCCCAGGACACACAGGGGUAUCGAAGUAGCUGCUGGAAUUUGCAUGUGUGACAGCAUUGGAUCUUGUCACUGUGGAAUUAAGAAUAAAAAGAACAAUAAUGCCAAAACCAAGACAACUCAGACACCCACAAAACCUUUUCUCAAAUCCAUGGAUAACAACUCAACAGCUGCAAACGUUACAACUGGUGAAUUCUUCAGUCACGUGUCCAAAUGUGGAACUUUAUGUGUGGUCGGCUUGGUAGCAGGAGUGUUUGUCGUGGGAUCUGUGGUCUCCUUUAUCGUGCUGUGCUGGAGGUUGAACAGCGUGAAGAAAGACGUGCACAAGAAGUUCGAGGACCAAGAGAUGAUGACGAAUUUGUCAGAAUAUACGAGAACUGACGGAAACGAUCUGCAUCUGCCUAUUCAAUUCGACAUGACUACCUCUUUGACAGACAAAAAUAUCAUCAAUCUUAUCAAGAAAUACGAGCCAGACCCAAAAUGGGAGUUUCCAAGAACACAGCUGCAGAUUGAACAAACGUUGGGCGAAGGAGAAUUUGGACGAGUGCUGAGGGCCAAAGCCACCGAUAUUAAUGGCCAGAACGGAGUCACGACCGUGGCCGUGAAAACUUUGAAGGACGACGCCCGCGAAUCGGAACUGAACGAUCUGCUGUCAGAAUACCAACUGCUGAAGGAGGUCUCGCAUCCCAACGUAAUCAAGUUACUGGGCGUCUGCACCACGCCUGGCGGACCGAUCUAUCUGAUUAUAGAGUAUGCGGAACACGGGGCACUUCGAAACUACUUGAGGAGGAGCAGAAACAUCAGAAUAUCCCAGAUUUCCUGCACACCCGACCAAGAGCAGAAAACCUCCCACUAUGACGAGCCCAAAACUAGCCAGGUGACACCGAAAGAACUCCUUUCAUUCGCCUGGCAGAUUUGCAACGGCAUGGCUUAUCUAAGCAGCAUCAAGCUGGUACACAGAGAUCUGGCGGCUAGAAACGUGCUUCUCGCUAAAGAUAAACUCUGCAAGAUAUCAGAUUUUGGACUGACGCGAGACAUUUACGAGGAUAACGCCUAUUUGAAACGGAGCAAAGGACGAGUUCCUGUAAAAUGGAUGGCGCCUGAAUCCCUUCAAGACCACAUCUACACGACAAAAUCGGAUGUUUGGAGCUUUGGCAUCUUGCUCUGGGAACUGGUGACCUUGGGAGCUUCUCCCUAUCCAGGGAUUGCAGUGCAGAACCUUUUCCAUCUGUUGAAACAAGGUUACAGGAUGGAGAAGCCCAACAACUGUUCCGAAAAAUUGUAUCAGAUGAUGAAGAACUGCUGGGAGCUUCAGCCAGAGAAUAGGCCACGUUUUGGCGAGAUGGCGUCUGUUUUGGAGAAGAUGCUUGGUGAUGGUAUUGAUUAUAUGGAUUUGUCUGAUAAUGUGAUUCAGAACAAGAGUUAUUUCUUUUCUCCAUUCGAAGACUUUGAAGAUAAACCAUCGAACAAUAUAAACUACUUGAGGAAUAAUGACACAGACGAAAAAUGCGGAGAGACUGAGAAGUUUUUACCUCAAGUUGUAGAUGCUGUGGAGAAGAAAGUUGAUCAAAACAAAUAUCAAAACACGACAGAUAUUCACAGAGGUUACGAAACUCCUGUUAAGAUUCCUCGGGCUGUUAAGACGCCCUCUAAUGAAAAUCCUCAAUAUUACACAGACAUGGAAAAAGGGAGUGAUGUGACAGAAUAAGGAGAAGAAAGAAUGAGAGUAUCUUUAGAAUAUUGAAAAUAUGCUGUGAAAAACAUUCCAUUUUUGUUAAUUAAUGGGAAAAUAUCUAAUCUUUGAUGAUGGAAUUACUGAGGAAUAGAAAUCGAAGCUAUAGUCAUACAUAUAAUCAAAAAAAUAACACAAAUUCGCAUAACUACACAAUGAAGUUUUCGACUGAAGAAGAAUAAAUUAAGAAAUAUUUUUAAUUAUAUUUUGAGUAGUUAGACUGUAUUUUUAUAAACCCAUUAUAGAUGUUUAAUAUGGAAAGUUGGCCAUGAUUUAAUCUAAUUGCUACCAUGUAAAGUCGAGCUUGACAUGACUAGUCACUUGUGAAUUAUUUUUAUUUUUGUUGUUAUUGUUUUUGUUGAUGAAUUGUAUAAACACUGACUGAUUUUGAAACACAACGUUUAGUUAUUGAACAUCACUUUGUACCUAUGAAUAUAUACUUGUUCAAGCUAUAGUUGUAAGCCUGUAAACAUUCCGUUUAAGUUUGUUGUGUAUUGAUAUCGAUGAAAUGUUGUAUAUAACUCAUUAUUGAUUUUGAAUAAAUU